Molecule: messenger RNA, 4395 nt
Organism: Carcharodon carcharias (great white shark)
Lineage: Eukaryota; Metazoa; Chordata; Chondrichthyes; Lamniformes; Lamnidae
Gene: phf13
Product: PHD finger protein 13
Exons: 5
Coding region: 79-1164 (361 amino acids)
Biological process (GO): mitotic chromosome condensation
Molecular function (GO): chromatin binding
Source: RefSeq, a predicted model, not a curated record
CAAUUUAUUUUUAAUUAUUAUUUUCUCUCUGGAAACCCGAUUAAAAUCUGGAGGAAUACCGUUACAGUCAAGCCUCGGAUGUGGGAGAACCUUUUAUUCAAAAUGACAAAUCGUGUCACCAGAGAUUCUUUCCAAGACAUGGAUUCUGCAUCGCCUUCAACUUUCGACUCGGAGGAUUACACUCCAACAGAUAAGAGGUGCAGGACAGUAGAAGAUUUUAACAAGUUCUGUACUUUUGUCUUGGUUUAUGCUGGGUACAUUCCCUACCCUCAAGAAGAGGUGCCUCUGCGGACGAGCUCCAGCCCUCCCAACAGCACAGGCAGCACUGCAGAGAGUGAACCCUGGGACCUCCCGCUUUCUGUCCCUGACACAAACAAAGGCAGGAAAACUUUCACUGGCUUCAAACGGGCCAAACCGUACUCAUUUCUGAAACAUCACAAAUCGGGCGGCUUCAUGCUGCCCCCCUUCAACCGCAGGAAGCCCGACAAGGUGAAGAGGAGGCGUGAGCUGAGGGCAAAGGAGGGCGGCCCGAGGAUAGAAGAACCUCGGAUUGAGGAGACGGUCACGCAGGUGCCGCCUAGCCCAGCUGCAGAGACCAAUCCAGACUCUACUGAACAUGAAGCAGAGGAUGCGGCAUCAGCAUCUAUUUCCCUGGAGCCUCUCACCCAGGAACCUCUCGCCCAGCAGCUGCUCACCCCAGAUCCCCUCGCUCCAGCACACCUUGUCCAGCAGCCAUCCACCGAGGAGCCCCUCAAGGACUCUUCAAGCACCGGCCAGGACAGUUCUUUUCUGCCGGCCGCUGCGACAGAUGUGAUGAAUGAGACGAUAAAAUGUGAGAAAGUGGAGCGACAGAGGACCGUUUUCCGUCAGGGAAAGCAGGUUGUGUUCAGGGAUGUGGACACAACUGGGAAUGAUGAGGACAUCAUGGUGGAUUCUGAUGAUGAUUCCUGGGACCUGGUGACAUGUUACUGCAUGAAGCCGUUUGCCGGCCGGCCGAUGAUUGAAUGCAAUGAGUGUGGUACCUGGAUCCACUUGUCCUGUGCCAAAAUCCGCAAGUCCAAUGUCCCAGAGGUGUACGUCUGCCAAAGGUGUCGAGACUCCAAAUACGACAUUCGGCGAUCGAACCGAUCUCGAACCGGCUGCAGAAAGCACUUCCUCGACUGAGGUGUUCAAGUCUUUCUUUCUUUCUUGGUUUUGUUUUGUUCUGGGGAAAGAAAGGAGAACUUUCAAAUGGCAAUGGGGGCAACAAAAAAAAAUGCAUUUAAAACAAAAUAGUUUGAUGAUGCACUUGUUGGAGAGUUCCAUCCAUUUGCACAGGAGAUGCCUGCUUUUUGACUGUGCCUCUUCCUUUGUCCUUACAGCGUCCAGGUCAGAGUCCAAGAGAUCAUGACAGGUUAAGUCCAUUAUUCCAUCUUUCUGUUCUCACACCCUGGCUAAACCAGCACAAGGGAGAUUAGGGGCCUAGGGCUGAUGUGGGGGGUGGUGUAGGGGAUGAACUUGCUGACUACUAUAAACUGCAUUUUCUUUCCCCUCUCUCCUUUCCUUUGGCUCUUACUCCUCACCCCUUGCGUCUAAAAGGCCUUAAUCCACCAAGGUCUCCAAGGAUGACAGUAAUAGCCAUAUCUGGAACCCCUCACUUUUUGUGCAAUCCCUACAAUGCUUGCUGCUAAAGGAGCCGCAAGCAGACAAACAGGGCCCUGUGCAAUAGAAAAAGGAUUCAAGCAUUAACAUUAUCAAAAGAAAUGAGAAGGAAAAAAUAGAUAAUCUAUACCUAGUGGCCUGGAAUUUAAUAAUGUGCAAUAAAACCAGAUAAUGCUGGAAAUAUACCACCAUCAACAUCUGAGAGUCGGUAAAAGUAAAUUAAUAUCUCAUGAGUUCUGACUAAGGGUACACACCUAUCUUCUCUGUUUACAUGUGCUGACUAACCUGCUAUGUAUUUCCAGCAUUUCCUGAUUUUAUUUUAGAUUGCCAAUAUUUUCUGUUUUAACAUGACAAUAUUUACUUUGGUCGAAAUGAGAGAAACCAAUGCCUUUUGCUCCCUCAGCCCUUUUCUUUAAACAUUGCACCAAUCAAAACCCAAGCAAGUCCAAAUAUUCCUUCCAGAAGCUACAGGAAGCUAGUUGACAAAAGGGUUAAAAUCCUAUGUUGGAAGUGUGAUAACAUUCCUGGUUAAUUCAUUGGAUUUGACUGUUGCUAUUAAAAGGUUUGGAAUAGGCAAACAAUUUAUAUUUACAAUUUUUUUUGGGGGGGAUAUUUCUCUUGAGGAGGCCUUUACAAUUUUUAUGCCUGAAAUUCAGUACUGGAAACCAAACUUAGUACUGCAGUGAGGAGGAGGAAAGAAAAUCCUUAAGUGUCAGGACUGUGGCUUUUAAACGAUCAAUUCAUGAACUCUCAUCCACCUCUAUGCAUCUGAACAGUUGUUUUAUGAGAUGCAAGGGGAGGAGAUGACAAACUGAACAUUGUAUCAACUGUUAAAAGGUCUGGGCAGAGAAUUCUGUUAACAAGGCAGUAAUCCAGACUCUUUGGGGAGAAAAAAAAUUCCUAUCCGUUACUUUAAGUCUUUUGGUCCAAACUUGGCACCAUGUGCAAUAAGUUCAGGACAGUAUCUGAAAACCUGAACCAAAGAGUUGGGUGAAGGGAGAAGGAGAUCAUCAUCGUCCCCUCUGCCCGCUUCUAUUGCUUACUCUGCACCUCAUGAUGCAUGAAGAUAUUGUGGACACGUUAACAGCAAGGAACGCGAUUAUGGUACCCAAGAUGUUGGCGCACUCAUUCAACAGACCUCUUUUGCGGUGGGUUAAAUGUUCAGUAGCGAUGUGGCUUCAUUUCUGUGGGUUCAGUCACAAUUUGUAACUGAGCAUUUAAAUAGAUGCAGACGCUACUGCUUUGUGCAUCGUUAAUCUGGAGUCUUCACCAUUUUGACCCUUCCUUAAAAACAGGUUGUGAGGGGGGUGCAGGGAAGGGGGUGGUGUGGAAGAUGAGGAGGUAUCCUUGUUCAACCUUCCAUCAUUGUAUAUUGUAAAAUAUAUAUUGCCAUAAAAAUAUUGCUCGUGUAUUUUUACUCUCAAAUGUCUUAGCCCACAAAUAUUUGCCAAGUUGGGUCUCCUCAACCUGAUGGUUCCAGUGACAGGAAAGAACUCAAGAAUUGACUCCAUUGAUUUUAUUGGAACGAAUCAAAGUGGACAGUGCUCUUCCUCAUGAUUGGAGAACAGGUGGGGGGCCAGUACGUGGAAUAAGAAGCCUUCCACUUGCCUCCCUUGCCACUCCCUUCCCCUCUCCCUUUCCCCUCCGAAAUUAUUCUUUUUUCCCUUUAACCAAUGUUCCAGGUUACCCCAAAACAGCAGUAUGAUUUAUUUUCCCUUCUCCUGUAACCAAUGGCUUUAGGAGGUGAUGGGCUAGAGACAUAGUGAGCACUUAAAAGAUGUCUGACAAUCAACCAUCACCACCAUCAAACACAAGGAGCUAAUUGGCUUCCUCAGUCACCCACAUUAAAAUAAUAGAAAUUUAAUAUUGCUGUUGAGGAAUGAUUUUUUUUCCUAUUUUCCCUCUGCCAAGAGUAUGUGAAAUGGUGAUCUCCCUCUUGUCAAUAAAGAGUACCCCUUCCAACUUUGCUUUCUAUAUGGGUGGAGGGGAGAAGGGAGAAAGACAGGUGGUAAGACGGUCCUGGUACAGCAGUCCAGCUUGAAUGUAAAGUUACCAUCAGAAAUCAGCCAAGUUUCCCACUCUUGAUCAAUAUCCUAUGAGUCCAGAUGGGAACAUGUAGACACUGAGUGAGGACAGAAUCAGACUCAACUUGCUAACCACAGUGAAUUAGCUGGUUGACACAGACUUUCAAGACAUGUGUGUAAAGAACAGCUGGUGGGACCAGCAAGUGAAGUGAAGGGUGAAUUUCUUGUGGAACUGGAGAGCCAGCCCCUUUAGAAGAGGAGAAAAUCCUUAGCCAGCAUCAGUCAACCUAAACUCCAAAAGGCCCUAGAUAUUCAUUGUAUGAAAAAUAAUAAUUAAAGCAUUGGUGUAAUCCGGUCCACAUUACAUGCUGAAAACACUCUCUGUCUACCAUAUUCUUAUGAGGAAUGCCUGUUUCUUGACUUUUACUCCCUUUAACUUAUUUUAUUGAAAAUGAGGGUGAAUUUUAUUUGACAAAGCAGCAUUAUGAUAUUUCAAGCACUAGUGUUGCUCUUGCUCCUGAUGGGAAUAUCUGUAUGAGAUUAUCAUGCACAUGUAACAAGUCUGACUCUGAAACUAUAUACAGUGAUGUUGCCGGGAAUGUUGGACUGUCUCCUUGGAAGAAUCGUUAGAGUGGAACAAAGAAAACCUUGUUUCUGUGAAACUUUGUACAUGUAUAUCGGAAGUUAUUUUGUAAAUAAAGAUUUAACUAUUGGUAUUUUAAAUAAUAAA